Messenger RNA from Dinoponera quadriceps, 7650 nucleotides. RefSeq names its product gastric triacylglycerol lipase-like. The record is from RefSeq and is a predicted model, not a curated record. Lineage: Eukaryota; Metazoa; Arthropoda; Insecta; Hymenoptera; Formicidae. The coding region runs from base 1 to 717 and encodes 238 amino acids. The transcript is spliced from 6 exons.
AUGACGGAGAAGGAAGAGGAUGCUAACGCAGUUUAUCACACAAAUGACUAUUUCAGUCAUAUACGUGGGCCGAUCACUAAGCUCGCCAAGCUGACGUACCUCGGUGUGGUAAGCCGUCAUUCAAGCAUCCCGAAGCCCAUCGAGUUUUUCACGACGAUCGCUUGUGUUUCACAGUGGAUCGGUGAGAUCUUCGGCUAUCCGGAAUUCGGUUCUCGGUCCAACUGGAAGAAAUUCGUGUCGAAUUUAUUCUGCCAGAAUGCGGCACCCACGCAAUUCAUCUGUAGCAAUCUUCUGUUCUUGGUAGCGGGAUUUAGCCGCGCGGAGUUAAAUACGGAGAACUUGACGGUAAUUAUAGGCCACGUGCCCGCUGGUGCCUUCUGGAAACAGCUCGUUCAUUAUGGGCAAGGAUAUAUUAACGCAGGACACUUUAGACAAUACGAUUACGCCGAUAACGAGAAAAAUUUGCGCAAAUAUAAUUCAAGGAUACCUCCAGAUUAUCAAUUGGGAAACAUUACAACACCGAUCGCUCUCUUCAGCAGCAACAACGAUUGGCUGGCAACUACGAAAGAUGUGGAACUUCUGGUCGCAAGGCUAAACAGUGUCGUGCUUCAUCACAAAAUUCCCAUGUACACCUUUAAUCACUACGACUUCAUAUGGGGUAAGUCUUCCUUACAGACGGUGUCCCGACCUAUCUUGCUGUUGUCCCAAUAUCAAUAGCGGACUCGUUCCUUUGUCUCCGGAGCGCUAACGACAGAGUUACAAAGAGACACAAUAAAAACGUAUAACGAAUCGGUCUAAUUUAUUGUUAUUAUUAAUGUCAUUAAUACGUUGCGUUUACAUAUGUAUAUAUGUAUAGUCUGUACUUGUCUAAUCCACUUGCCGCGUCCGACGUAGCACUGUCGAAGAAAUCCGCAUCUAACGCAAAGUAUAACUUCGAUUAGUGUGUUCCAACAUGAAAACCGCUCCCCCUUCCCUCUCUCAUUCUCUCUUUCUUUCUCCUUCUCUCACUCUCUCUCUUUCUUUCUCUAUAUAUACAUUUAUACAAACUCCGUCUUAUCGAUCACUUCGCGAUUGCAAUUUCUCGCGCGAUGGGCCAGCUUAUAAUUAUAAACUUAUACCUCUCCUCUUUCUCCCUAAUCGCACUUGAGCAGCGCCCGUAAAAGAUCGUCCGUUUGCGAAAACGUCCUGCCGAUGAGCCGCGGCACGCUCAUCCUGGAAGAAACGGACAUUUCACCCCAAAAUUGCGGCUGAUGCUUGAAGCGAUUAAUCCCGAUUUCUCUCGUGUGCUCCGAAUCUUUCACGCGAUCCGAGUUAUGUGUAUAAUGUGGUAAUCUAAGUUAACUUACACCUUAAUCGUUUAUGUCUCGUUAAAGUUACCCAUGCGGAAGUAUGAAUGAGCUAGAGCUUUUACGAACAGUUCUACCAUCAUGUGCGACUUGUGGCUGAUUAUCGUACGUUGCGUGAAAAGACGUGUGAAAAGACUUCAGAUUUUCUUGUGACGCUACGUUUUUUCCAGAUGAUGUCAACGUGUUAUAAAGAUAGUGAUAUAAAUAUCAAAUACAAUUUUCUUUCUUAACUUAAUCACACUUUGACGCGACUUUUUUUUGUUUUAAAGUUACGCCAUUUUUUUUCAGACCGGAGAAAACUGAAAGUGACUCAAUCGCACCACAGGACGUCGCACAGAUACUCGAAAUUGCUCGCCGAGCUGAGACCGCAUAUAAUGUAUAAUAAUGUACAUAGUUUUAUAUCGCAUGAUAUGUAUUAGUUUAUGUUAGAAUAGGUCGGAUGGAAAUUGCCGGGGAACUUCCCGCGCGAUUGAUGCAAAAAAUUUAUGAAUCGUCUUCGAUCACAGUGAAACUUCAUUUGCCGAAACUGAAAAUAAAUGGAAUUUCACCGUGUCCAUGCAUCGUCUACGCGUUGUGCACCGGUGAAAAAUUGCGCACAAACUAUAUAAUCAAUAUUAUUUGAGCUCACGCGUUGGCCACUCGAGGUCACCCGAAAUGAUCUAUCCUCACAGUAAAAACAUCUCGAUCUUCUCUAAUUAGUUUCCAUAAAAUUCUCGACGAUACAUAAAUCUCUUCGAACAACGAAUCUCCAUAAUAUUAGCGUAAUUAUAAAAUAUGUGUGUGUGUGUAGAUAAUAUAAUCACACUACGUGUCAUCUCAAUGUUACAACAAUCAUAAUUUCAUAUUUUUAUAUUUUAACGAGAUAAUAUAUCGCGAUAGGAGAUCCUGCGAGACUAUGUAGCAGCGGAUACGAUAGAAUUAAAGCUAAAGUGUAGUACCUCUUCCACCACCACGCGAUCAGGCGCAACUGUCGUAUCCCCGAAUGAAAAUCGUCAGAUGUAAAUUGUGACAGCAAUAAAGCAAAGGAAAAAAGCUUUAAUUAAAUCUGCGAAUGCUUCCUUUUACAUUGAUUAUAUAUCCCAUUUUCCAGAUUUUUUUUAAACAGACGUUGGUCUUAAAGCGAAAAUUUUUUAAGAAAUUCGAAGUGUCAAUUCUCAAACGUAAAUUCUUGAAGGAAAAUGAAAAGCAAAACGUACAACGUUUGGCAAUUUUAUUUUUAAAAAUACGGGAAAUACGACUUUGUUCAAUAAGGAUGCGUUGACUUGAAAAAAAAGUUGCGUGGUCACUUUGAAUAACUUUAAGAAAACGUACGAGCUUUAAACAGAACGAAGUCACGUUUGUGGUGGAGCGCGAGGUAACUGACGAAUUCCUUUGCACGUAGGGAUUACUUUUAUUUGUAACACUUCAAGGAACAGAAUCACAUCUCUUCGUGUCACUGAGAUUAUCGUUGGCUACUGGUCGUAACCGUUCGCACGAUGCAGGAUGUAUUCGAGAAGCAAUAAUUCCUGUCGAGAACGCAAGUUAAGUCUUAUAAAAAUACUAUCAACGGCAAUAUAUAUAUAUAAUAUAACGUAUCGAUACAAUUUUCCAAUAUGCAAUCAUUCAGUAAUAAUAUUACGAGGCCAUCAUUAAUAAGUCGGCAACAUACGCGUAACAUUUUGUCGUCACGGACGAAGAAAGGAGUCCGUACUCGUUAACACUCGCGAAACAAGAGAUAUUCCAUUAAUUCCAUUAAUUCUAUCAGACUUUUCUCCUUGAGUUCCUCAGUGAAGACAAAUUGUGUGCAUCUCAUCAAUUUAUAUCUCAUUUAGAUCAUAUAACAAAUCCUAAAGUAUAAGCGUCCCUUUUGCUUUUUUGAUAUCUUGUACUCUAUAACAAUUAAAAAUGCAACCACUCGUCUCAAUUAUCUAUAAAUAUUAUAUAUAUAUAUAUUUUUAGUCAAUAAUUGUCUUACUGUAGCGCAUGUGUGCAUAUGCAUGCAUAUGUGUGUGUGUGUGUGUGUAUAUAUCCUUGUCAACGUUGAAAUAAAAACAGUCUCUUGCCAAUUUACAGACAGAAAUAAUAUGUUAGAAACACAACAUUUUCUUCAAUGUGAAACUAAGCGCGUUGAAAACGCUGAAGCUGUAUUACAAUUGCUAUUGCAAUAUAUGUGUGUAUUGCAGUUAGUGUGAAAUACGAAACUCAUUAGCAUUGUGAAGAAGAAGAAGAAUGUGAGCGUGGAAAAUUUGUUACAUAUAAAGAAGACGGAUUUAUAGGGUCAAUUUAAGUUUACAUAAUCAUAUGAUAGGCUAACCGAGGGAAUGAUGUAUGUGUGUGUGUGUGUUGAAAUUAUAUUGUACUAUAAAUGUCACUUCUCUAUCGGCUUUUACAGUAAUUAAUAUAUUACAGAUACCUACAAUUCCGAUAUUUCUUUUUAUUCUCUUAAACUCUCGUUAUACGCCAGGGCUACGCGCGUCAUCCGUACUGUGGAAUAUUUUUUGACACUAUAUAUAUAUAUAUAUAUAUAUAUAUAUAUAUGUAUGUAUGUAUAUAUGUAUGUACAUGCAUAAAUAUAUAAUAUAUACACACAUUAUGUACACACUCAGAGGGACGUUCCAAAAAAAUAACCGGUUGUCGCAUUUCGCAUGUUUCGUCGAAUAUGAAUGGGUGAGGAGAAAAUUAUUAUAUAUCAACUCAGAUCUCGGACGAUAAAUUGAGAUAAACGAAUUUAUAAAUCGUGCCCUUCUACGAGCACAUGAGGAGAUUUCACAUUUCUUCGAUCAUUAUCUCGGACACGCCCAUGGUGUGUACAUUCAAAUCCGGCAAUCGACCCGAUAAACGUCAGACGAGAACGAAACGAAGAGCAAGCUUGCGAUUCCCGUUGAAAAAUGUCCGUGAGAAAAUUAAAUUAUUACAUGAAAAAGUACACCUGUGUGUGUGGUGUUCAAAGGCGACGAAAAUCUCUGACGUUAAUCGGUAACACACUCUUAAUGUUCAUUUUUAGUCGUGUGACGCGCACGUGUUCGGUCUCUCUCUCUCUCUCUCUCUCUCUCUCUCUUUCUCUCUUAUCUACGCGUGUGAUCUAUAAAAAGAUCCCACAUAUCGGAAAGUAUGUAGAUGAUUGACUCUUAUGCUACUUUCCUAUGUUUAUAUUUCAUACAUUACUCGCUCGCGCGGAGCUCUAAUAAUUUAUAUAAUUCCCUUACUUUCGGAACAUAUCUCCAGGAUAUCCGAAUCUCCGAGGAUGCAAAAUGCAGGCAACGGAAAGUCACGUAAUCUUAACGACGUAGAAAAUACGAAGUAUGCGUUUAAAUUAAAAGAACAACUAUGAUACACGCUCGAUCUUUCUUUUUUUUUUUCUUCACGCGCGUCCUCGGUUUUGCUUGCAAAUUAUCGCAGGGGAGAAACAGAUUGUUCGCUCAGAUAUCCGAGAUCGUCGAGAAAUCCGCGAGUAUAAAUCUAACUGUAUUUAUAUUUUUACUGUUGUUAUUGUUGUUGUAAAUGCAUGUGUAACAAAAGCAUACGAAUACAUGGAAAGUUCACGAUUGAAAAAACAGGAUCUCCGGGCGACGUAACUCUCUCUCUCUCUCUCUCUCUCUCUCUCUCUCUCUUUCUCUCUCUCUCACCUAAUAAAAAGAGACUCAUUCUAAUCCUUGGAAAAAGUACAAAAUACAAAGUAUGGAAUUCCUCCAGCGACUUUGCGUCGCUGUGCAUACUGUGUCCGGUCGAUCUAGCAGUCUUUGUCGUCACGCGAAAUGCCGCGCUCCACUAAUUCAAUGGAAAGACACAAUUCUCGUCCGAAGAUACGCAGUGAGCUUAACGCUUCACUCGAGUGUCUGUCCUAAAGUAAGUUCAACCGCGGUAUAUAGUGCCGAAAAUCAACAAUACAAAGGGGGGUAUGUAUAUCACUCUCUCCCUUUCUCUCUCUUUCUCUCGAUAUCGUAUCUAUAAAAUCGUCAGCGCUAAGGAUCCCUUUUACUUAGAAACACCUUUUUAUUUAGUUACUCGCUCUCUCACAUCACUCACAUUCUCCUCGUCCUUAUAUAUAAAAAAAUAGCGGAUCGACAAUAGUUGCCGUAGUUCGUAUAAAAUAACAGCAGCCUUUGCAACAAUUAACUUUACGGUGGAUAACACGGUAGAGCUCUCAAUUGAUUCGCUAUAUUACGAUUAGGAAUUCGCGCACCGCGCGUUCUCUCGAUAGAAGAGAAAAGAGAAACGGAAGAAAGGGGACUCAAUUGUUGAAUCGUGAAACGACUUCUGUGUGUGUGCGUGUGUGUAUGUGUGUGCUCACUCGCGCACCAAGUAAAGACGAGAGGUAAACGAGAAGAAAUAGAAAUUUUAAUGAACGCGGAGUAGAAAAAAUUACGUAACGUUCCGCAACGUAAUACUCGUAUCGUACAAUGUGUGUGUGUGUGUGUGUGUGUGUGUGUGUACGACAUUAGACACAUUAAAACAUUGAAUGUUGGCACCAUAUUCUCUAACGUAUGAUAUCUCUUUAUUAUAACGCAAAUCGCGCACGCGUGCAACGCUUUUAUAGAGAAACUCUCCUAACGAGACUCGCCAUCUGGGCAAAAUAUCGCGGUGUCGAUUGUUGCUUUAAGAUAGUGCGAGUAUAUACUGGAACCAAGUUACCUCUCUUCGUGUAUGUGUGUGUGUGUGUGUGUAUUCCCAGCAUUGAGAGAAUGUGAAAAGAACUACAAGAUUCGUUACACAUAUAUUUAUUCUUCUCUCUUUUUUUCUUUUUUUUCAUGCGUGUGAUGUAAUUUGGUAAUCUUUGCCUUCGUCUCGUUAAUACUUUUUAAUCGUAUGUGUAUUCCUAUACGCUCUAAUAAAGCGUUUCCCUCCAUUUACGAUGGCUCGCCGCGAAUCUCGAACUUGGCGGCUUGGAUCGAUCGGCGACCCCCUCUCGUGAAAUCUCACCGAUGCGUUAUCAGAAAACAGAAGAGACACCGUCCCCGUCGCAUUAGUCACCGGAAUCGAAAGUUCCGCGUGAUAUCUCUAAAUACGUAGGUACUACGAGAGCGUGUAUACUCUCUCGGUCUAUUCGUAUAAUUUCGCCUCUCUGUCAUAUCUCUGAAUCUGAAUCUCGAAUCGUUCGCUCCAUUGUUUGUAAAGACGCUAAAAACGCUUUUAUCACCCAGGUAUCGGUCUUGUUUACUCUCGUUAAUUUUCCAUCGCAGGUCAGGUAUUAUUAAUCUAGCUAGAAACACGUCCACGCGGCGCUUAGCUAUACACAGCUCUACACAGUUUAACACCUGCGCAUCUGUCAACAUGUAUCGAGAUUUGUUGCGAUUAUAUUUUAGAAUAAGGUUAGAGCUGAUGCUUUACACAUUGCACGUCUUAUUUAUUAGAAUUUAUAUAAAUAGUCAAGGAAUACUGUGCACAAUGAUCUAUGUAACUUUAACGAUAAGAAGAUAAACUAGUCUUAGUACUCCAACUGCCAGUUGUUCGUUUGCUCGAUAUAUACUUUGAAAAACUAUAAAAAUUGUACUAAUCGCUAGGAAUAUCGGUAUAUCCCCCCCUCUCUCUCUUUCCCUCCCUCCGUCUCGCACAUGGACGAGGAAUAUACACUUUCGAUGUAGCUAAAUGUGUAAAUACGAUUCUAAAGCUGCGUUGUGGAGUAAGAAAUAUUUCAAAAUACGUUCUCUACAAGUGAAAAACCACGUUUCCGUAGAAAAUUGUUUUUUCUGCACAUCUUUGUUGUCCUAAGUGAGUGACAAUUUGUCGAUAACAAAAGGAAACUUGUAGUUUACUCGCUUGUUACAUGUGCUGGUCCUGCGAUCUAGAAAAUAAUUACGAUAAUAACGGUUAGUCGAUUUAAUUCGUGAUUAGGGAUGUUUGUAUGAAAGCGACGACUCGUUUACAGUCACUACUCACUAAUCAUUUGCGCGAGAUUCAGCGAAAAAGUUCACGCGUAAAAGCUAUCCUUCGUCCCCACAAUCUUGCUUUUAAGACAUAAGUCAAAUUAACCAACCGCAAUCGUUUAUUAGAAUAAUUGAUCGUAGUUGGCCAAUUUGCUUACUGCUCACGUCUUAAAGCAAGAUUGUGGAGCAAAGGGCUACUCAACGAAAAGAGGAGAGGAUAUUAUGUCUAUGUUUGUGAUAUCAAUUCUUCCGCAAUGUACCUAAAUCUACAACUCGCAAUAUUGUGUUUUUAAAAUAGCGGUUAUAAUAGUUAGAACAUUUCCGGCUCUUUUAUCGAACGUAAUCAUAUAGGAAGAAAUAAUCAGUCGCAUUAAUACUUGGAAAUGUCGAUUCGCUGCGCAAAAAUGAGACGAAAUUGUACGAAAGUGAAAGGAUUGACAGUUGAAAAAGGAAAAAAAAAA